AAAGACACCAAAACCACGGAGAAAGUUAAGAGAGAAGAUUUUCCCACGAAAAUUCUCUCUCUUCCCUCCCCCUCUCUCUAUCUAUCCCUCUUUAUAAUUCAAGAGAAUAUGUCUCUGUAGAUCUCUCUCUAAAGAAGCACCACAUUUCCUGUUUUUAUCUCUCCUAAAAAAUACAACAAGAACAACAACUAUAGAUAUAUAUAUGUAUGCAUACAUGCACAUUGCAUUGUAUACGUAGAAAGAUACCUUUUCUUUUCUUUUCUUCGUUUUUUUGAGGUUAAAUGGGAAAUAUUUGAAUUGGGUUUUUUGAGAUAGGAUCUCUAGAGUUGGAAAGAUUGGAUUUUUUUGUUGUGGGGUGAUGAUAUUUUUGAAGGAAAGAAAAAAAUGGAAACAGAGCAGCAGCAACAAGUUUGGCCUUUCUCUGCUGCUUCUGUUGUAGAGGACAUGAUUCAAGAAAAUAUUGGAGCUCGACCAAGAGAUGUUGAUUUGGUGGCUUCAAGAAAAGCUGAAGAAGCUUCCUUGAGAAGGUAUGAAGCAGCUGGGUGGCUUCGAAAGACAGCAGGAGUUGUUGGGGGUAAAGAUUUGCCAGCUGAGCCCUCUGAAGAAGAAUUCAGGUUUGGAUUGCGAAGUGGGAUAAUUUUGUGUACAGUCCUUAACAAGAUUCAACCUGGAGCAGUUCCAAAGGUAGUGGAAGGUCCUGGUGAUUCUGUUGAAGUUCCUGAUGGGGCUGCUUUAUCAGCAUUUCAGUACUUCGAAAACGUGAGAAACUUCCUGGUAGCUGUUGAGGAAAUGGGGAUUCCAAACUUUGAAGCUUCUGAUUUGGAACAGGGAGGAAAAUCUGCUAGGGUUGUGAACUGUAUUUUAGCUCUUAAGUCAUAUAAUGAAUGGAAACAAAGUGGUGGAAUUGGGACAUGGAAAUAUGGAGGAAACUUGAAACCCUCAUCUUGUGGGGGUGGGAAACUCUUCAUGCGAAAAAAUUCCGAGCCUUUCAUGAGUUCCUUUUCUCGGAUGAGCAGUGGCGAUCCAUCUUCAUUUGAUGAACAAUUCCGUGACCUAAGCGAAGCUGGCGCCUCUCGUUCUUUGAAGAUGCUUGUCCGUACAGUUCUUUCAAACAGGAAGCAGGAAGAAAUACCAAAUAUUGUAGAGUCUAUGCUAAAUAAAGUCAUGGAGGAGUUCGAGCGUCGGUUGGUGAGCCAGAAUGAGCAGAUGAAAACAACAGCAAAAGAUAUGGAAGAAUCUAGCCCUGACAUGCCUCUUUCAAGCUCUAGCGAUACAAGGAUGGAAGAAGACUCUUCCACACAAAUCAAUACAGAGGAAUGGUGCACUUAUAAGGGCAAUCCUCAUGAGGAAUCAAAUGACCAGCUUUUGAAACAGCAAGUGUUGGUUGAACGACAACAAAAAGACAUUAAGGAAUUGAAACUUACUCUUCAUGCUACGAAAGAAGGAAUGCAUUUUUUGCAGAUGAAAUAUCUGGAGGAGUUCAACAAUUUAGGUAAGCACUUGUAUGGUCUAGCUCAUGCUGCUUCAGGCUACCAGAGAGUCCUAGAGGAGAACCGCAAGUUAUACAAUCAAGUGCAGGACCUGAAAGGAAAUAUUAGAGUAUAUUGUCGAGUAAGACCCUUCUUGACUGGGCAACCAAAUCGUUUUGGUACGGUGGAUCGCAUAGAUGAAGGGAGCAUUUCAAUUAUCACCCCUUCGAAAUAUGGCAAAGAGGGACGCAAAUCAUUCAGCUUCAACAAGGUUUUUGGUCCUUUGGCAACUCAAGGGGAGGUUUUUGCAGACACCCAGCCUUUGAUCCGGUCUGUUCUUGAUGGGUACAAUGUAUGUAUAUUUGCAUAUGGCCAAACAGGAUCCGGGAAGACCUAUACUAUGACGGGUCCCAAGGAUCUUACAGAGGAAAGCCUAGGUGUAAACUACAGGGCAUUGAGUGAUCUAUUUCUCCUCUCAGAUCAAAGAAAGGAAGUUAUUUGCUACGAUAUCUCUGUCCAAAUGCUUGAAAUUUACAACGAGCAAGUGAGGGAUCUCCUUGCAACUGAUGGUCUCAACAGAAGAUUAGAUAUUCGAAACAGUUCUCAGAAUGGAAUAAACGUACCAGAUGCAAGUCUUGUGUCUGUAUCAUCACCAUCUGAUGUCUUAAAUUUGAUGAACAUCGGGCAAAGGAAUCGUGCAGUUAGCGCUACAGCAAUGAAUGACCGGAGCAGUCGCUCCCACAGCUGCCUGACAGUUCAUGUUCAAGGGAGAGACCUGACAUCUGGAGCAGUACUCCGUGGUUCGAUGCAUCUAGUUGACCUGGCAGGAAGUGAACGGGUUGACAAAUCUGAGGUGACAGGGGAUAGAUUAAAGGAAGCACAGCAUAUCAAUAGAUCUCUUUCUGCUUUGGGAGAUGUGAUUGCCUCUCUUGCUCAAAAAAACUCACAUGUUCCCUACAGGAACAGCAAACUCACUCAACUACUCCAGGAUUCACUUGGAGGGCAGGCUAAGACACUCAUGUUUGUCCACAUAAGUCCUGAGGCUGAUGCUCUUGGAGAAACAAUUAGCACACUUAAAUUCGCUGAACGGGUUGCCACUGUUGAGCUUGGCGCUGCUCGAGUUAAUAAAGAUAGUUCAGAGGUGAAGGAGCUGAAAGAGCAGAUGGCUAAUCUCAAAGCAGCCUUAGCAAUGAAGGAAGGAGAGUCAGAAAAUUCACAGCAUUCUCGAUCCAGCACCCCUGAAAGACUUAAAAGGAAGCCUGGUUUGCCCUUUUCUUAUAGUUGGCAUAGUGCAAGUAGCAUCACCAAUGGUCAUAGGCAGAUGGAGGAUGGUAAUGCAGAGGUUAGGAACCACUGUUCGUCUAUUCCAAGAAGGCGAAGCUUGGAUCCCCAGGACUUGAUCAUGUAUUCACCUCCUUGGUCAUCUGCUGGCAGUCCUGCAUUGAGUGGAAAGGAGGAUGAUAAAGAAUCGGUCUUUGGUGACUGGGUUGACAAGGUCAUGGUGAAUAGGCUUGACGCUGCAAGAAGAGAUGAAAAUCCUGCAGGGCAAUGGGAAGUAGACAGCAGACAAUUGCCUGGGAUGUUUUAUCAGGUUUAUGCUCGAGACCCUUCAAAGAUUUAUCCAGAACAACCCUACAAAUCUCCACAAAACACAAAGGACAACCAAGAGUAUGAUGCUCAGAGGAGUAGGUUUGAAAUGGCAUCCACUGAUGACUCUGAUGAACUUGAGGCUGCAACAAGUGAUUCUUCUGAGCCAGAUUUGCUAUGGCAAUCUAACAUUCCUAGAAUGACCAGCCUUCCCAAUCCCAAUGUGUUGGGAUCUAAAACAAAGAAGACUACUAAUCCAAGGGGAUUCAAGAGCACAGAAACAAGGAGUUUAAUUCCAUCGCUAAUUCCUUCACCAUCAAGGAAACUACCAAAUGGGGUGAGUCCAGGCCUCAACAAACCUGGAAGGCAGCUAGUUUCUGUUGAUGGGAAGAGGAAAACUGGGCAUGCAAAGUGACAUAAAAGGAAGUGGCUUGGUGAUUUUUCUUUUCUUUUCCUUUUUUCCAUUUUUUGUGUAUCUAUUGUAUAGUUGUAGAGAAAGGGAUAUAGAGAGGAGAAAGAGUUGAAUGGUAAUGGAUUUCAGUUGCCUGUGUUUCUGUGGUGGUGAUCAUGAGGUUUAUGCUGUCCCACCAUGCCGAUUUCAAUUUGUUUAUACGAGUGUUCUUCAUCUGGUGAAUUCUUUUGACAUCAUCUUCUUUUCCUUUUGUAUUGAUCAGUUGUUUAAAGAGAAGUGCAAUAUAUAGAGAAGACCAAGAAAUUACAUCA
Messenger RNA from Populus nigra (black poplar), 3779 nucleotides. RefSeq names its product kinesin-like protein KIN-14G. The record is from RefSeq and is a predicted model, not a curated record. Lineage: Eukaryota; Viridiplantae; Streptophyta; Magnoliopsida; Malpighiales; Salicaceae. Gene Ontology annotation, molecular function: microtubule motor activity; microtubule binding; ATP binding. The transcript has 19 exons. Gene Ontology annotation, biological process: microtubule-based movement. Bases 385 to 3471 code for a protein of 1028 amino acids.